AAGAAGUCGCGCUUUGAUUGGGCCGCUGUCAGGUGUCGCUGCCGGCAGGUUCGGCUGCGCGAGCGGAGGGAGGCGGGAAUCAACAGGAGCCUUCCUUGAGUAACUGCUUGGAGUUAACAUUUCCUGCUGGCAGAAUCAGGGACAUGCCAGCACUAGCGGGAUGAGUGGGUUCUCCGGCGGGGAUGUGGUCAUUGAUGGCCAGUGAGGGCAAGAGUGCCACGGCCCACUUCUUCCUUGGAGCUGGAGAUGAGGGGCUGGGCACCCGUGGAAUAGGCAUGAGGACAGAAGAGAGUGACAGCGAGCUCCUUGAGGACGAGGAGGAUGAAGUGCCUCCUGAACCUCAGAUCAUUGUUGGCAUCUGUGCCAUGACCAAGAAAUCCAAGUCCAAGCCAAUGACCCAAAUUCUAGAGAGACUCUGUAGAUUUGAUUACCUGACUGUUAUCAUCCUGGGAGAAGAUGUGAUCCUUAAUGAACCUGUGGAAAACUGGCCAUCUUGCCACUGCCUCAUCUCUUUCCAUUCCAAAGGCUUUCCUCUGGACAAAGCUGUUGCUUACUCCAAGCUUCGAAACCCCUUUCUUAUCAAUGAUCUGGCCAUGCAGUAUUACAUCCAAGAUAGGAGGGAGGUGUACCGGAUCCUGCAGGAGGAGGGUAUUGAUCUGCCUCGGUAUGCUGUGCUCAAUCGUGACCCUGCCCGGCCUGAGGAGUGCAAUCUGAUAGAAGGUGAAGACCAGGUAGAGGUCAAUGGAGCUGUCUUUCCCAAGCCCUUUGUGGAGAAGCCAGUGAGUGCAGAGGACCACAAUGUUUACAUCUACUACCCCAGCUCAGCUGGAGGAGGAAGCCAGCGCCUUUUCCGUAAGAUUGGCAGCCGAAGCAGCGUUUACUCUCCCGAGAGCAGCGUCCGAAAGACAGGGUCAUACAUCUAUGAGGAGUUUAUGCCAACGGAUGGCACAGAUGUCAAGGUGUAUACAGUGGGGCCAGAUUAUGCCCAUGCCGAAGCUAGAAAAUCUCCAGCUUUGGAUGGGAAGGUCGAACGAGACAGUGAGGGGAAAGAGAUUCGCUAUCCAGUCAUGCUGACUGCCAUGGAGAAGCUGGUGGCCAGGAAAGUCUGCGUAGCUUUUAAGCAAACAGUUUGUGGAUUUGACCUUCUUCGUGCCAAUGGUCACUCCUUUGUGUGUGAUGUCAACGGUUUCAGUUUUGUCAAGAACUCCAUGAAAUACUACGAUGACUGUGCCAAGAUUCUGGGUAACACCAUAAUGCGGGAGCUUGCCCCACAGUUCCAGAUCCCAUGGUCCAUCCCCACAGAGGCUGAGGACAUUCCCAUUGUCCCGACCACAUCUGGCACUAUGAUGGAACUUCGUUGUGUCAUUGCAAUUAUCCGUCAUGGGGAUCGUACUCCUAAGCAGAAGAUGAAAAUGGAGGUGACACACCCAAGGUUUUUUACUCUAUUUGAAAAACAUGGUGGCUACAAGACAGGAAAAUUAAAACUCAAGCGACCUGAGCAGCUCCAGGAGGUGCUAGACAUCACAAGGCUGUUGUUGGCUGAACUGGAGAAGGAACCAGGUGGUGAGAUCGAGGAGAAGACUGGGAAACUAGAGCAGCUGAAGUCUGUGUUGGAGAUGUAUGGUCACUUCUCAGGUAUCAACCGGAAGGUGCAAUUGACUUACUACCCUCACGGAGUAAAAGCUUCUAAUGGGGGGCAAGAUCCACAGGGCGGGGCCCUGGGCCCAUCCUUAUUGCUGGUACUGAAGUGGGGUGGAGAACUGACUCCUGCCGGCCGUGUUCAGGCUGAGGAGCUGGGGCGAGCUUUUCGCUGCAUGUACCCUGGAGGACAGGGUGACUAUGCUGGCUUCCCUGGUUGUGGGCUGCUUCGUCUCCAUAGCACUUUCCGCCAUGAUCUCAAGAUCUAUGCCUCUGACGAGGGCCGUGUCCAGAUGACUGCUGCCGCCUUUGCCAAGGGCCUUCUGGCUCUAGAAGGGGAGCUGACACCCAUUUUGGUACAAAUGGUGAAGAGUGCCAACAUGAAUGGGCUCCUGGACAGCGACGGUGAUUCUUUGAGCAGUUGCCAGCACCGGGUGAAGGCUCGGUUGCACCAUAUUUUGCAGCAGGAUGCACCCUUUGGCCCUGAAGACUAUGAUCAGCUGGCUCCCACUGGAAGUACUUCCCUGCUCAACUCCAUGACUAUCAUCCAGAAUCCUGUGAAGGUCUGUGAUCAGGUAUUUGCCCUGAUUGAAAACCUCACCCAUCAGAUCCAAGAGCGGAUGCAGGACCCCAAGUCUGUAGACCUGCAGCUCUAUCACAGUGAGACACUAGAGCUAAUGCUACAGCGUUGGAGCAAGCUGGAGCGUGACUUUCGACAGAAGAGCGGACGCUAUGAUAUCAGUAAGAUCCCUGACAUCUAUGACUGUGUCAAGUAUGAUGUGCAGCACAAUGGAAGUCUGGGACUUCAAGGCACAGCAGAGUUGCUACAUCUCUCUAAGGCGUUGGCUGAUGUGGUCAUUCCCCAGGAGUAUGGGAUCAGUCGAGAAGAGAAACUGGAAAUUGCUGUGGGCUUCUGUCUUCCAUUGUUGCGGAAAAUACUACUUGACCUACAGAGAACCCACGAGGAUGAGUCCGUCAACAAGCUGCAUCCCCUGUACUCCCGAGGAGUGCUCUCCCCAGGCCGCCACGUUCGAACACGUCUCUAUUUCACCAGUGAGAGCCAUGUCCACUCCCUACUCAGUGUCUUCCGUUAUGGGGGACUUCUUGAUGAGACCCAGGAUGCGCAAUGGCAGCGAGCUUUGGCUUAUCUUAGUGCCAUCUCAGAGCUCAACUACAUGACCCAGAUUGUCAUCAUGCUUUAUGAGGACAACACACAGGAUCCCUUAUCAGAGGAACGGUUCCAUGUGGAGCUACACUUCAGCCCUGGAGUGAAAGGCGUUGAGGAGGAAGGCAGUGCCCCAGCUGGCUGUGGAUUCCGUCCAGCCUCUUCUGAGAAUGAGGAGAUGAAAGCAGACCAAGGCAGCAUGGAGAUCCUGUGCCCAGGGAAGGCAUCAGAUGAGCCAGACCGGGCAUUGCAGACUUCACCCCAGCCUUCUGAGGGCCCUGGGCUCCCGAGGAGAUCACCCCUCAUUCGUAACCGAAAAGCCGGCUCCAUGGAGGUACUUUCUGAGACUUCAUCCUCGAGGCCUGGUGGCUACCGGCUCUUUUCAUCUUCACGGCCACCAACAGAGAUGAAGCAGAGUGGCCUAGGCUCGCAGUGCACAGGGCUGUUCAGCACCACAGUGCUGGGUGGCUCCUCCAGCGCCCCGAAUCUUCAGGACUACGCCCGCAGCCAUGGCAAAAAGCUACCACCUGCCAGUCUGAAGCACCGAGAUGAGCUCUUGUUUGUCCCGGCCGUAAAACGAUUUUCUGUGUCGUUUGCAAAGCAUCCGACUAACGAGCUGCUGGAUGACCAGCACCCUGUGGUCCGGUUGCUGCGCAGUUUUUCCUCUGACUGCACAGGGGGCCGGCCAGUCUCCUUGGAUGCCACGCUGGCGCAUCACCUGCACCAGUGCUCCUACCACCUACGCCUCUUCCGGAACUGGCUGCGCUCAGGCCAGGAUGAUCCCGAGUGCCUCUACGGAUUUGAAGGGUGCUCCAUGGUGCCUACCAUCUACCCCCUGGAAACACUGCAUAAUGCCCUUUCCCUGCGUCAAGUGAGUGAAUUCUUGAGUAGAGUCUGCCAGCGCCACACUGAUGCCCAGGCACAGGCCUCUGCAGCCCUGUUUGACUCUCUGCACAGCAGCCAGGCCUCAGAUAGCCCAUUUUCCCCACCCCGUACUCUUCACUCACCUCCCCUGCAACUCCGGCAGCGUUCUGAGAAGCCCCCUUGGUACAGCAGUGGCCCUUCCAGCACUGUGUCCAGUGCUGGUCCUUCUUCCCCUACUGCAGUUGAUGGUAACUCCCAUUUUGGCUUCAGUGAUCAACCCUCCCUAAAUUUACAUGUGACUGAAGAAUGUCAAUGCCUUGGGCUACUCCAGGAGACCCUCAGGAAUGGAGCACAAGAGCUAUCCAUAGAAGGGAAGCAAGAGCCUUUUGAACUGAACCAAUCUCCACAGAUGCCACCUGUGGAAAUUAGCCAGCCAUGCCAACUUGCUGAAGAGGUCAGCCAGCCAUUCCAGGAGAAGCAUGACAAUCUUAACCACACAUACCAGGAGGUCCCUCACAUCAGCCAGCCAUGCCAGAAGGCCAGCCAACUGUGCCAGAAAGUCUCUGAGGAAGUAUGCCAGCUUUGCCAGGAGAACCCUGAAGAGGUCAGCCAGCCAUACCAGGUGGUCCCUCUGGAGGUUGGCCGGCUGGUCCACGGGUUCCCUGUAGGGGAUGGGGGCCUGGUCCAGGAAACCAUUGUGGAAGUUGGUAGGCCAGCCCAAGAGAUCCCUGAGGAGCUCAGCCAGCCAUGCCAGAAGUUUCCUGUGGAGGUUGGCAGGCUAGCCCAGGGGGCUUCGGUAAUCAAUCUGUUGUCUCAGAACAUCCCUGAGGUUGAUAAAUCAUCCCAAGAGUUCCCUGGGGAAAUUGAUCUGCAGGCCCUGGAGGUUCCCGAGGAAGUUAAUCAGCAGUCCUGGGUGGUCCCUGAGGUGAUUGACCAGCUGCCUGCAGAGGAUGUUCCUCAAGUCCAGUAUCUGUCUAGUGAUCCAAACCCUCAAAGCCAAUCUCCAGCCCAUGACCAGCACUCACCUCUUCCACCAGCAACAUGUAAUUAAUUAUUUUCUCAUGAGUGGUGUCACACUAUACCAGCCAUUUGAGCCAGCAACCUUUUCUCUUGGCUAACUCACCAGCCAGCAUGAGGCCUUGGCUCUCACCAGAGGUGUCUGAGGAAGCAGUUGUCUUGGCAUGAAGCACACCUGUGCCAGAGGCUUGCUUGAGGAGGAACCAAUUUCAUGUUCAAAGUAGGUAUUGUCUCCUCACCUUGCCAUUAGAGUUGAGUAGGAUUUCCUUGGGGUGGGCUGGUCCGUCAUUACCUGUCCUACUCUGAGCAUUGCAGGAAAUCACAGAUUGUUAAAGGAAAUGCCACUUAACUACUGAAGACACCAUCCAGGGAUAGCAAAUGCAAAAGGAGAGACUCCAGAGUCUUCACUUUUCUGGGGAAAUAUUCACAACUUCUCAAAUUUCCCUUAGACCAUAUGUGCAUUCAGGGGGACUCUUAUCUUUGCUAGCACUCCUCACAUGGGCCCAGAAUGGCCUUCUGAAAUGUCUGGAAAAUAGAGUCCCCUUCUCAAACAAACGUCUGUCAUGGCCACUAAUCUUUAGACUGGGCUUUUGAGUGUUUCCACAUCAUCCCCAAGUGCCCCCUCUCCCCCAGUGUUAUUCCUCUGGUCAACAGCUCCAGGGAAAAAUAGGUAUUAGAUGGCCAUGCAAAUUUCUGAGUAACUACUUAAAAUGGUCUAGAGGAUUCUUGGCCAUUCUGUGAAGUUGGGCCUCACUUUGUUGUGGGGCUGUUUGGCUUUAGGAGAUGCUGUAGUAGAGAGAAUCAGGUUCUAUUUUAAGAAAUCAUCAGAGAUCAAUAUUGUACAGAUAUGAUCAAAGAUUUAAUAAAUAAAUAAAUAAAUAAAUAUAUAUAUAUAUAUAUAUAUAUAUAUAUAUAUACAUAUAUUUCUGUAGUAGUGCCAGGGACAGACUGGCCAAAGAACAAACACUCCAGGGUCCCCAAGAAGUUUGUCCUUACAUCAUUGUGUCUUUAGGGCCAGACAUGAUUAUGAAGCUUUUCCCAAAGAUGUGGGGGUGGGAAUGGGGGUGGAUAGGAGGGGUAAUGGGUCAUUGGAGUGGGGGGGGGGCCGGAACAUUAUGAGUGCUCAAUAAAUACAAAAUAA
Molecule: messenger RNA, 5825 nt
Organism: Lemur catta (Ring-tailed lemur)
Lineage: Eukaryota; Metazoa; Chordata; Mammalia; Primates; Lemuridae
Gene: PPIP5K1
Product: diphosphoinositol pentakisphosphate kinase 1
Exons: 32
Coding region: 183-4718 (1511 amino acids)
Biological process (GO): inositol metabolic process; inositol phosphate biosynthetic process
Cellular component (GO): cytosol
Molecular function (GO): inositol hexakisphosphate kinase activity; 5-diphosphoinositol pentakisphosphate 1-kinase activity; diphosphoinositol pentakisphosphate kinase activity
Source: RefSeq, a predicted model, not a curated record